AUGGGUCGUCCUGGGAUUGUGGUGUGGGCAUGGGCACUGGGUGCCUUCCUCAGCUGGAUACAUGUGGGUCAAGCAGAACAGGGACUGCAGUACUUUGUGGCUGUUCCUGCCGUUCUUGAAGCUGGAGCUGAGACCAAAUUCUGUGUGAACGUUCUGAAGCUCACGUCGCCUGUGGUCGUGAAUGUUACUUUGAUAGCAGCAAAGAGCCAAAGCCUACUGACCCUGCAGACAUGCAUGCUAGAUGUUCAUACCUGCAUUGAUUUUAAGGUUCCUAUUGUGGCAAAUGAAGAGGUGAUGGAUUUUGUGGUUGAGGUUAAAGGAAGUAUAUUUCACUCCAAAGAAGUCAGAAAAGUCCUGGUCAAAGCCUAUAACCCCAUGACAUUUGUCCAAACAGAUAAACCCAUCUACCUCCCUGGACAAAAAGUGCACUUCAGAGUCGUCACAUUGGACACCAAGUUGAGACCUUCAAGUGAGCUUUAUGAUCUCAUUGAACUUGAGGAUCCAAACAAUAACAGGAUCGGACAGUGGCUUAACACAAAUUCGAACAGUAAAAUAUUGCAGCUUUCAUACUCCUUGAGCCCUGAAGCUCGUGAGGGAACAUAUAAAAUCACUGUGACCAUUGGUGAAAACAAAAUACAUCACACAUUCAACGUGGAGAAGUAUGUUUUGCCAAGAUUUGAUAUAACUGUAAAAGUCCCAGAAGAAGUGAGCAUUGGGCAGGAUAGCUUUGAGGUUAAAGCAUGUUCAAAGUACACAUUUGGACAGCCGGUGCCAGGAAAGGUUAAAGUACAUAUGUGCCGACCUCUUCAGAGAUAUUUUCCCAUUUCACCUCUAAUCAGAGUUGCACACCCCAACGAUCAGCCUAAUCCAAAAGAUGAGACAACUCCUGUUUGUCAGUCAGAGACAAAGCAGGCUGACAAGACGGGCUGCGCAAUAUUUAAGUUCAAUAUUUCAGCUUUCACUGAAAUGGAGAAAGCGGUGCAAGACAUACUGGAAAUCAAAACUGAAAAGGAAGAGGAGGGAACAGGAGUUUUGAUAUCAGAAGAGAAGAGAAUUACGAUUACAUACCUCAUUGGAAAGGUGGUUUUUAUUGAUACUCCCAACAUUUAUGAACGUGGAGCAAUUGUAGAAGGAAAAGUCAAAGCCGUUUAUCACAAUGGUGCACCCAUUUCUGGCAAUAAGGUGUACGUGUUUGAGGGAGACAGGUGGUCUCCACGCUCAGUCCAAAAUGUAACAACUGACAGGAAUGGUGUUGCCUUGUUCACACUUCACACAGAUGACCUAAAAGGGAAUGUCCAACUCUAUGCAAGCCUGACAUCGACUCUGGACUACCCUGGAUACAGAACUGCUUACUAUGAGAUUGGAUUUCACACACUGUCCGUGUCCAAACCUGCUUCUCCUGAUGAAAACACUGUUAGCUUCCUUGUGGUAAAGACAAAGGAUAAACCUCUUCCCUGCAAGACAGUACAGAAAAUUACUAUUCAGUACACAAUCGUGGGAGAAACCCCAGGUCCUGUGGAUCUGAUAUAUCUGGUCUUGUCCAGAGGAGCCAUUUUCAUACAAGGUCACAAAAAGAUUGAUGUAAAAUCUGAAACAGUGAAUGAGGGUGAAGUGUUCUUUAACUUGAAUGUGUCGCCUGAGAUGGCACCAGACAUCCAGAUUGUGGCUUAUGCUGUCCUCCCCAGUGAGAACGUGAUCGCCCAGACUGCCGAUUUCUCCACCGAGAAAUGCUUCGCUAAUAAGGUGUCAGUAGAUUUUGUACCACCUUCAGCUGUCCCAGGAGAAGAGACCGACUUCCAGGUGAAAGCCUUGCCAAACUCUCUGUGUGGUGUAAGUGCCAUUGACCAGAGUGUCCUCAUCAAGGAGCCAGGGAAGACUCUGGAUGCAGAAAAGAUUUUUGACUUGCUUCCUGUCAGAAAAUUAACUUAUAUCCCAUAUGAGGUUCAAGAUCCUGUAGAAUGCAUGGAAGUGAGACCAAAAAGAUCAAUUUUGCCAUUUCCUGAGUUUGACAAAAAUGAUGCCUACACUGUUUUUCAGAGUGUGGGAUUGAAGAUGGCAACAAACAUGUUUAUUCAAAUGCCUUCAUGCCUCCGGUACAGAGGAAAAGAAUACUAUCAAGGUUAUGGCUUUAAGGGUGGUCAAGUAUACAAAAUAGACUUAGUACAUAGACUGCCAGCUGCAGCUGCUGUUGCUCCAGGAAUUGCUCCUGAAACUUCACCCAUAAAAACAGUCCGUACUUUCUUCCCAGAGACUUGGAUAUGGGAACUGGUGGAAAUUAGAGAGUCUGGAACAAAGAAUAUGACCCUCACUGUCCCAGACACCAUCACCACCUGGGAGACGGAGGCUUUCUGCUUGUCUUCUGAGGGAUUUGGUUUGGCUCCUCCUGAGAAAAUGAAGGUCUUUCAGCCCUUCUUCCUCGAGCUCACCAUGCCCUAUUCCAUCAUCCGGGGGGAGUUCUUUGAACUGAAGGCGACUAUAUUCAGCUUCCUUACCACCUGCAUGAUGGUCACUGUAACUCCAACACCUUCCUCAGAAUACAUCCUCACCUCCCUUUCUGGUGAUGAAUAUACAUCCUGUUUGUGUGCCAGUGAGCGCAGGACUGUCAGCUGGAGCAUGGUUCCAAAAGCCUUAGGGGUCCUGAAUGUGACUAUAUCUGCUGAGGCAGUGGCUUCUGGGGUUUCAUGUGGUAAGGAAUUAGUAACUGUGCCAGAGAGAGGUCGCAUCGAUGUGAUUACAAAAUCCCUCAUCGUAAAGCCAGAGGGAGUUAUGGUGACAAAGAUCUACAACUUGCUGCUAAUUCCAACAGGAAAAACUGUGAGGGAAGAAGUAGUGAUAAAACUUCCCUACAAUGUGAUUGAAGAUUCUGCCCGUGCUUUCAUAUCAGUCCUGGGUGACAUCCUCGGUCGGGCACUGAAGAACCUGGAAGGAUUGCUGCAGCUGCCGAGUGGAUGUGGGGAACAGAACAUGAUUCUCCUAGCACCCAACAUCUUCAUCCUCCAAUACCUAAAAAGCACACAGCAGCUCACCCCAGCCGUUGAAGAAAAGGCUACCUCAUAUAUGAUUGUUGGUUACCAAAAUCAGCUGCAUUACAAGCAUGCUGAUGGUGCUUACAGUGCAUUUGGAACAGGAGAAGGAAACACUUGGCUGACUGCUUUGGUGGUGAAAUGUUUUGCACAAGCUGAGGAAUUCAUUUACAUUGAUCCAAAAAACAUUGAACUGUCUAAAACAUGGCUGGAAAAUCAGCAACGAGAAAAUGGCUGCUUUAAACAGUCAGGGAAACUCUUUCACAAUGGAAUGAAGGGUGGUGUGUCUGAUGAAGUGACUCUCAGUGCAUAUAUCACUGCUGUGUUUUUGGAGAAUAAGAAAUUUGCAAAUAGUUCUGUAGUGAACAGGAGCCUGGCUUGCCUCAAGGAAUUCACCAACGACCUCAGCAACACCUACACUACAGCUCUGCUGGCAUAUGUCUUCACGCUGGCAAGAGACCAGGUCACCCGAGCUCACCUUCUGGAGCAUCUCGACAAGGUUGCAAUAAAGCAAGGGAGUUUCAUCUACUGGUCUCAGAAAUCAGUAGAAACAUCAACUUCUUUGUCUGUGGAGAUCAGUUCCUAUGUGUUGUUGGCCCAAAUCAGCAGCUCCCCAACUGCUGAAGAACUUGGUUAUGCCUCCGGCAUUGUGAGGUGGCUGACUGACCAGCAGAACUAUUACGGAGGCUUCUCCUCAACACAGGACACAGUGGUGGCUCUUCAGGCUCUGGCGCUCUACUCCACUACUCUAUUCUCUAUUCCGGUAUUCAGUUCUAAGGGCUCAAGCAAAACAACAGGUCAAUCAAGCCAGUGGGGUUCAAGCAAAGUGGCAGUUAACUGUCCCAACAGUCAGCUUACUUUUCAUGUGAAUCGGAACAACAGACUGCUCUACCAGGAGGAGACAAUACUGAAGGAUGUGGCAGGGAAGUACAUCGUGGAGAUGAAAGGCACUGCAACUGUUUCAGUGCAGAUUACUGUUCAGUACAACAUCCCAAAUUCUUAUGGUUCCUCAACUCUGAGAGUGGAGGUCCGUGUGGAGUACCACAGCAGUCGAUCUCCCAGACCCAAACUCACUCUGAUAAUUAAGUCCCUAUACUCUGGCAAGGAGAGCUCGACAAACAUGGUGAUCCUGGAUAUCAAAUUGCUCUCUGGACAUGUUCCAGACCCAGAGUCUUUGAGGAAGCUCAAAGAUGCCCCACUUGUGGAUCGUAUUGAACAAAAGGAAGAUCAUGUUCUGGUGUACUUACGUGAGUUGGUGAAGGACACACCUGUAGAACACAGCUUGGACCUCAUAGAGGAGUACCCUGUGGACAACCUGAAGCCCGCCAUGGUCGUGCUCUACGACUUCUAUGAGCCAACUGACCGGGCUGAAGAUGAAUACCUCUACCCAUAUUGUGGAGGUCAACAGUCUGAGAUGGAAUACCUUUACGUAUGAUCUGCAGCUUGAAGAGAACUGUGGUCAGCCCUGAGGUCGUCAUUGAUGAUUGUUUUCAAACCUCCUCUUAUUAGAGAUAACUUCAUG
Molecule: messenger RNA, 4545 nt
Organism: Archocentrus centrarchus (flier cichlid)
Lineage: Eukaryota; Metazoa; Chordata; Actinopteri; Cichliformes; Cichlidae
Product: alpha-2-macroglobulin-like protein 1
Exons: 36
Coding region: 1-4458 (1485 amino acids)
Cellular component (GO): extracellular region
Molecular function (GO): endopeptidase inhibitor activity
Source: RefSeq, a predicted model, not a curated record